Rotaria sordida is the source of this 450-nucleotide messenger RNA. Lineage: Eukaryota; Metazoa; Rotifera; Eurotatoria; Philodinida; Philodinidae. The record is from the annotation of a GenBank genome assembly.
AUGAAUUCGACACUGUCUGAUUGGAAUAUAAAAUCCCAAGAAUCUUUUGAUCGUUUAUAUCCGUCUUUUGUAUCAUCAUUUUCUAAUAUUUAUACACGUGAUAUACUUUUUGUUAUUGGUUUAAUUACAAUAUGUUUACUUUUAUUUAUAUUAUUAAUACAAUUUUUUGUCAAAGUACGUGAAACAUAUCAAACUAGCAAACCAAAAGAACAAAAUAACAAAUCUUAUAAGUAUCAAAUAAGAUAUCCAUCUUAUCAAGAAUUGUUAAAUACAGAAAAUAAUCGCUGUGAAUGUCUUCGAUAUUCAUGUUUACCAAAAUUUCAAUGUGUUAAACCAAAUUGUCAAGUUUUAAACAAAACAACAUAUUAUGAACAAAUAGAUGAAAGACAAAUCAAUAACUCUAUAUGUAGAGUAUAUACUCCUAGCAAUAUAUCAUGUAAUAACGUUUAG